Molecule: messenger RNA, 1338 nt
Organism: Gadus macrocephalus (Pacific cod)
Lineage: Eukaryota; Metazoa; Chordata; Actinopteri; Gadiformes; Gadidae
Product: E3 SUMO-protein ligase ZBED1-like
Exons: 2
Coding region: 1-1113 (370 amino acids)
Source: RefSeq, a predicted model, not a curated record
AUGGCCACGCAUUUACAGCGACAUCACCCCGGUGUUUCACUGACAGGAGUGAAACCGAAAGCGGCUCAACAACCGCUCAUCACCGCGGCAUUUAAGCAGCCCCUUCCUCCACAAUCAGACCGGGCUAAAGCAAUCACAAACGCUAUCGGUCUGUUUAUAGGUGCUGACAUGAGGCCAUAUUCCGUUGUGCAAAACAAGGGAUACAAACACAUGCUGAACGUGCUCGAGCCACGUUACGACAUCCCGUCGCGCACCCACUUCAGCGACAAUAUUGUGCCAGGUCUGUAUGAGCAGGAGAAGAAAAAGGUGGUGGAUGAGCUAGCUGUAGCACCCUCUGUUGCACUCACAACAGACGGGUGGACGUCGAGGGGAACAGUGAGCUAUGUGACAAUAUCCGCUCACUUCAUCACAGCAGACUGGGAGAUGAGAAGUCCGGUGCUGCAGACACGCCCCCUCUACGAAAAUCACACAGGCAGUCACCUUGCGCAGGUACUGACACAAGCAGUGGAGGAAUGGAAGAUAAAGAGGCCCACUACUAAUAUCCCAGUCACAACUGAUAAUGCCAAAAAUCUAAUAAAUGCAGUGAAUGAGGCAGGACUGGGCCCACAGAUAGGGUGCUUUGCACAUGUAGUAAAUUUGGCAUCACAGAAGGGAAUCUCAGUCAAUAGGAUGGACCGCCUCCUUGGGAGGAUCAGGAAGGUGGUUUCCCACUUCCACAGAAGCACAACAGCUGCUCAUGUGCUUAAGACAAGGCAAGAAAUGCUAAAGCUGCCUACUCAUAAGCUCAUACAUGAUGUCCCAACAAGGUGGAACUCCACUUAUGAUAUGUUAGAGCGUUAUCUGGAGCAGCAGGCAGCUAUAUACUCUGCAUUGACCGACAAGACCCUAAAGAAAAAUGUCAAAGACAUCAUAACACUCUCUGAUGAUGAUGUGAGAGUGGCAGAGGAGGUCCUCCAGGUGCUUAAACCCCUUAAAACUGUUACAUCUCUGCUGAGCACUGAAACGUCACCAUCUGUGUCAAUGAUCCUUCCGCUGAAAACAAGGAUUCUACAAUCCAUGGUGUGGAAGUGUGGAAGACAGCACCAUCACUCAAGAUGUCAAGACUGCCAUUAGAGAGGACCUGAAGCCCAGAUACACUUCACCCCCUACUCUACAGGACUACCUCCACAGAUCUACUGCCCUGGAUCCGAGGUUUAAGUCCCUGUCUCACAUAGACCCUGACCUACGCCAGAGGACAUACAGUGACCUCACCACUGAGAUUGUGAGCAGUCUGGCCACUGAAGACUGUGAUGAGGGUCAAGCUGCAGAGCCAACAGGAGCAAACUUGGACACAUCUCC